AUGGCCUACAAACCCAUCGAGUUCCCGACAAAAAUCUUAUGUGUGAACCGCUCCCUGACUAGCCUGGCCCGCCCGAGGCCUCGGCGGCCCUGCGGCCCCGCGCCUGCUCCGCAGCAGAGCCCGCCGCCCGCCCCGGCCUCCCGCCGCCCGCCCCGGCCUCCCGCCGCCGCGUGCCUCCCACCCCGGCUCCCGUGUCCCUGCGGCGCCGCUCACCCGGGCCGGGCCGGUCUGGCGUCCGAGAGACCGCGCAGCGCGAGAGGAGCCGGGCAGGACGAACAGGGAAGGAAGGGACGCGCCCCGCAGCGCUUGGGGCCUCCGCCAGCCGCCGAGGAGGGACCGAGCAGAACCGGGAGCACGACAGCCCGCGUCUCGCACACCCGCCGCAGCGCGCGCCCGCCGCGCCUGAGCCCGAGGCAGGCCCGUCGCUCGUGCCCGCGCACGCCGCCGCCGCCGCGCUCCCAGCCGCCUCAGCGCCGCCGGCCCGCCUGCCCGCCCGCGCGGUUCCGCCCCUCGCCUUCCUGCCGCGGCUCCGCCCCGUCCCUUUCGCAUGCCCUCGCCCUUCCGGUCGGGCCGGCCAAUGGCAGCGCUCCCCUGUUACAUAAGCGCGGAGGGGGCGGGGCCUUGGACGGGAACUGCGGGGCCGUCGCCCCUGCGCCCGCUUCCCGCGCGCGCUCCUGCUUCCGGCGGCCGCCGCCGUGCGUGACCUCGGGCCUGCGGGCGGCCGAGCGGCUCGCGAGGAACUCGCUUGUUCGCCUGCUCUCACCGGGCCUCGCGCCGCCGCCCCUGCCGCCUUCGUGCCUCCCUGGCCGGCCGAGCGCCCGCUGAGGCUCUGGCGGGGCCGACGGUCAGGCUAGCGGCCAUUGUUCUCUCACCGGGUCGGUGCUCAGGGCAUUUUGACCUACCAGGGCCUUUCACUUAGCUGGGAGACUCGCGCCUGACCAUCUGCUUCAGUACCCCCGGGCCCGCUUGGCCUGUAAUAGGUUGGCCACCGGAUUGCUAAUAUUUGGGAUAAAAAAAAGGUCACUCCCUGCCGUCACUCGAUAGACAA
Messenger RNA from Alexandromys fortis (reed vole), 1048 nucleotides. RefSeq names its product proline-rich protein 36-like. Bases 1 to 825 code for a protein of 274 amino acids. The transcript is spliced from 3 exons. The record is from RefSeq and is a predicted model, not a curated record. NCBI's taxonomy places the organism in Eukaryota, Metazoa, Chordata, Mammalia, Rodentia, Cricetidae.